This is a messenger RNA of Coffea eugenioides, 4336 nucleotides long. Its product is annotated as zinc finger protein BRUTUS-like. Gene Ontology annotation, molecular function: ubiquitin protein ligase activity; zinc ion binding. The record is from RefSeq and is a predicted model, not a curated record. The transcript is spliced from 14 exons. Gene Ontology annotation, biological process: protein ubiquitination; ubiquitin-dependent protein catabolic process. Lineage: Eukaryota; Viridiplantae; Streptophyta; Magnoliopsida; Gentianales; Rubiaceae. Gene Ontology annotation, cellular component: nucleus. Bases 342 to 4103 code for a protein of 1253 amino acids.
UCGAUGCUCCCUCAGUCUCCACCUCAUCCCGUCAUCAUCCUCUUCAACGUUGAACGAGUUUAAAAAAUUCAACAGCUCCACAGCAGGACAAACAUUCACAGAUAAAUAUAAAACAGGACAGAAGUCUCAAAAAGAAAAGAAUUUUCUAGAGGGAGAGAGAGAGAGAGUGUGUGUUUGAAGUCAGCUCCAGAGAAAACUGUAAUUGAUGCCUACAGUUUUCUGCAUAUAUUUAAAGCUUCCGAAAAAACAUUUUGCUAUGCUGCAUAAAAUUUUCGAUAUUUUUUCGUUUCGGUCGUAAGGAAGCGAAGACUUGAGGGUUGUGAGAGUUUUUGCGAGGCGGAAUGGCCGCGCAGGGAGGAGAGGGAGGUGGAGGUGGAGGUGGAGUGGCGGUGGUGUUGUGUGGCGGAGCGGUUAGCAAUGCGUUGGACUCGCUGUCUCCAGCUCCGGCGCCUGAUGAUGGAGGAACUGUGGAGGAAAAUUCUGAGCAGAAUUCGAAUUCACCGAUCCUGUUUUUUCUAUUUUUUCAUAAGGCAAUUAGGUUGGAGCUGGACUGUCUGCACCGCUCGGCGUUGGCGUUUGCGACUGGGAAAUUGGUUGAUAUACAGUCGCUGGUGGAGCGGUACCAUUUUCUUAGGUCAAUUUAUAAGCAUCACUCGAAUGCUGAAGAUGAGGUCAUUUUUCCAGCUCUUGAUAUACGUGUGAAGAAUGUAGCCCCAACAUACUCCCUGGAGCACAAAGGUGAAAGUGACCUUUUUGAUCACUUGUUUGAGCUGCUAAAUCCUAACAAACAGAAAAAUGAGAAUUUUGCAAGGGAGUUAGCAUCUUGCAGUGGAGCACUCCAAACAUCAAUUGGCCAGCAUAUGUCCAAGGAAGAGGAACAGGUCUUUCCUCUGCUCAUAGAAAAGUUCUCAGUUGAAGAGCAGGCAUCCCUGGUUUGGCAGUUUUUGUGUAGCAUUCCAGUAGAUAAGCUGAAAGAAUUCCUUCCCUGGCUUUCCUUUUCUAUUUCACCUGAUGAGAAUGAGGAGAUGCAGAAGUGCUUGUGUAGGAUUAUUCCAAGGGAAAUACUCCUUCAACAGGUAAUUUUCUCAUGGAUAAAACAUAGAGAACCCACCACUACUGUUACAAGCAAUAGUGUCAGCCCUCAGAUCCAACGCUCCUUAUAUUCUUGUGCUAGCAAAGCGAGUCACGAACAUUCAGGGGGAAAAAAGUGUGUAUGUAUACCUUCAAGGACUGGCAAAAGAAAACAUACAGUUGCUGUGAAUGAUGCAUCUGAUUUGGAUGGUGAUCAUCCGAUAAAUGAAAUAUUGCAUUGGCAUAAUGCUAUUAAACAAGAGCUAGAAGACAUUGCAGAUGAGGCUAGGAAAAUUGAGCUCUGUGGAGAUUUUUCUGAUCUGACAUCAUUCUAUGAAAGACUACAGUUUAUUGCUGAGGUUUGCAUCUUUCACAGUGUUGCUGAGGACAAAGUAAUAUUCCCUGCUGUAGAUGGAGGAGUCUCCUUUUUCGAGGAGCAUGCUGAGGAAGAAAGCCAAUUUAAUGAGCUACGGUGCUUGAUUGAAAAUAUUCAGAAUUCAGGUGCCAAUUCAGCUUCAGCUGCUGACUUUUUCACCAAGCUAUGUUCCCAAGCUGAUUUAAUAAUUGAAACCAUCAAGAGACACUUCCAAAAUGAGGAAACAGAGGUUCUUCCUCUUGCUCGAAUGCAUUUUUCCUUCAAAAGACAGAGGGAUCUUUUGUACCAGAGCCUGAGUUUGAUGCCAUUAAAGUUGAUUGAGCGUGUCUUGCCAUGGUUGGUAGGAUAUUUGACUGAGGAUGAAGCAAGGAAUUUCCUGAAGAAUAUGCAAUUGGCAGCACCACCACCUGAUGCUGCUUUGGUUACUCUAUACUCUGGUUGGGCAUGUAAAGGUCAACAUAAAGGCAUAUGCUUGUCCUCUAAUGUCACUGGCUGCUUGGUGAGACGAUAUACUAACCUUGAUAUAGAAGAGAACUACAUCCGAGGAUCCUGUCCAUGCACAAAUGUUUUUCAGAGUGAACGACCAGUAAAAAGAAAUCUCCCAAUUCCUAGUACAGAGGAGACUUUGUGUGGAAAUUCAGUAGAUGAAAACUCUCUUCAUUCAGCUGGUAAUGAACAGUCCUGUUGUGUUCCAGGGUUGGGAGUUAAUGGUAAUAAUUUGCGACUGAACACUAUUUCUACCCCAAAGUCUUUUUGUCCGCUGUCCUUCAGUUCUUCUGCGCCUUCUCUUAACUCCAGCCUUUUUAUCUGGGAGACUGAUAAUAGCUCUCCUGGUGUUGACCGCAUCGUGCAUCCAAUUGAUACUAUAUUUAAGUUUCAUAAAGCAAUACUGAAAGAUUUGGAGUAUUUAGAUGUUGAAUCUGGUAAGCUUAGUUACUGUGACGUGACUACCCUUCAGCAGUUCGUUGGAAGGUUCCAACUACUUUGGGGUUUAUAUAGAGCACAUAGUAAUGCCGAGGAUGAAAUAGUGUUCCCAGCACUUGAAUCUAAAGAGGCCCUCCAUAAUGUAAGUCACUCCUAUACAUUAGACCAUAAGCAGGAGGAAGAAUUAUUUGAAGACAUAUCUUGCGUGCUGUGUGACCUAUCAGAACUUCAUGAAGGCAUGAAUAGAAAUAGUAAGAUUGCGGAUCUUAACCUGACUUCCUUAGAUAAUGCUGUCUACGGUGAGGAUUGCUGGAGAAAAUACACUGAGCUGGCAACAAAACUUCAAGGCAUGUGCAAAUCAAUCAGAGUCAGCCUGCAUCAGCAUAUAUAUCGGGAAGAACUUGAGCUCUGGCCUCUGUUUGGCAAACAUUUUUCUGUGGAGGAGCAGGACAAAAUUGUUGGUCGGAUAAUUGGAACCACUGGUGCUGAAGUACUUCAGUCAAUGCUGCCUUGGGUGACUUCUGCUCUAACACAGGAUGAACAAAAUAAUCUGAUGGACACACUGAAGCAGGCUACAAGAAACACAAUGUUCAGUGAAUGGCUUAAUGAUUGCUAUAAAAGAACCCCUGAAUUAUCUGGGCAACCUGACAAAUCAGAUAGCAGCAGUUCUAGUACAGGUACUCAGUCUCAGGAAACCUUGGAUCAGGGUGAUCAGAUGUUUAAACCAGGUUGGAAAGAUAUUUUCCGCAUGAAUCAAACUGAACUUGAAUCAGAGAUUAGAAAGGUGCACAGAGACUCCACUCUUGAUCCCAGGAGAAAAGCAUACCUGAUUCAGAAUCUUAUGACUAGUCGUUGGAUAGCUUCUCAGCAGAAAUCACAAGUAUCAAUGGAUGAAAAUUCAGUCAGUGACGAAACUCUUGGACUUUCGCCUUCAUUUCGGGAUACACAUAAACAAGUUUUUGGGUGUGAACACUAUAAGAGAAACUGUAAACUCCGUGCUGCUUGCUGUGGGAAGUUGUUCACAUGUAGAUACUGUCAUGAUGAAGUGAGCGACCACUCCAUGGAAAGGAAAGCAACAGUAGAGAUGAUGUGUAUGGUUUGCCUGAAGAUUCAACCAAUUGGGCCAGUUUGCUCAACACCUUCAUGCAAUGGAUUUUCCAUGGCAAAAUACUAUUGCAGCAUAUGCAAAUUUUUUGAUGAUGAGAGGGAUGUUUAUCAUUGUCCAUCUUGCAAUUUAUGCCGUCUUGGGAAGGGUCUUGGAGUUGACGUUUUUCACUGCAUGAAAUGCAAUUGUUGUCUGGCUAUGAAGUUGGAAGAUCACAAGUGCUUGGAGAAGGCUCUGGAGACAAAUUGCCCCAUUUGCUGUGAAUUUUUGUUCACUUCCAGCGCAACAGUUAGAUGUCUACCUUGUGGUCAUUACAUGCAUUCAGCUUGCUUUCAGGCAUAUGCUCGCAGUAACUAUAUAUGUCCAAUAUGCAGUAAAUCCAUGGGUGACAUGGCGGUAUACUUUGGCAUGCUCGAUGCUUUACUGGCCAAUGAGGUGCUUCCAGACGAAUAUAGGAGCCAUCAGCAGGAUAUCCUCUGUAACGAUUGUCAGCGGGAAGGUGCAGCUCAAUUCCAUUGGUUAUAUCACAAGUGUGGAUUCUGUGGAUCAUAUAAUACAAGGGUCAUCAAGGCUGCAUCUGCAAAUUUUGAAUGCUCUACAUCCAAUCAUGAGGUUGAACCCUCUUGAAACGGGUCAGAGAAUCUGAACUUGUAAAUAGCACUGUACAGGAAUUGCAAAAUUUUUGUAACCAUUCUCCCCCCCUCCCUUUUUCUCUUUUUUGAAGUUUGUAGAGAGAGUAGUUGUCAUAUUAGCUGACAAAUUAUUGGGAAAGUUACCCCAUCUCGGUUAAUAGAAGACUUUAGAUGGUAAACUGACUGAUUGAUAAAUGUCUCAGCUUUGGCCAUGACUUUUGACGUUUA